CACUACAAACCUUAUGUAUAACCCUUAAAUUAAAUUAAGACCAAAAAGCAACAAAAGAAAGUAUGUAUUUUUACGAUAUAUCCAAUUUUGACUUUGUGGCUGUGGUAACUCGUGACAACCGUGUAGAACGUGUUCGCCAUAAUAAACCCCGAACAAGGCUGUGCUAAAACAAGUGAUAAGGUGCUGUGCGAAGCUGCAGUUUGUAUUGUUUUUAACAAUACAGGUCUAGCUAGCAAGUGUAUGUCGGGAUUUUAAAAAGUAUUUUUUUUUGUGUGGAAGGAAUAAGGAAAGCGAGGGAAAAUUGAGCAUAUCAAGGCCACACCAUGGCGUCGGCAUCUGCCAGCGUGGAUUCCAAGGCAGAGCUGACUGCUCUGCUGGAGCAUUGGUUGGAGAAGUGGGAGGGGGAGCAGCAGGCUAGCACACCAGACCUGGUUAACAUCCUCACCAAGAUCUCAGAGCUGGUGGAGAGGGAGACUGAGGAAUAUCACAAAGCUGAUCCUGAUCCUUUUGAUGACAGGCACCCUGGGAGAGCUGAUCCAGAAUGCGUCUUGGGUCAUCUGCUUAAGAUCCUGUUCAAAGAUGAUGACUUCAUGAAUGCGCUGGUGAAUAGCUAUGUGAUGACCAGCAGAGAGCUCACCCUUAACACGGCAGCCUGUCGCUUGCUGCAGAACAUCAUGCCUGGGUUGGAGACCGCUGUGGUCUUUCAGGAGAAGGAGGGCAUAGUGGAGAGGCUGUUUAAAUGGGCCCAGGAGGCUGAGCAACCCCUGAUGAUCUAUGCUACGGGCCUGCUGGCUGGAGCCAUGGAGAACCAGGACAUCGCUGCCAACUACAGGGAGGAGAACUCAGUCCUGGUGCCUCUAAUGCUGCAGCGGCUACGUGAGCUGCAGGCCAAGGACACUGAGAACAGGAAGGAGUUUAAACGGCCCAGUCCCAGGAAGGCCCUGGGGGAACCUCUCCUUCCUCUGGAUGAGGAGACUGUUGACGGAGGCUUCGAGGACACCCCGUUCUCCUCUGGGAAUAACGGCACAGAGAGGGUGGAGAAGGGACCAGAGGAGGACAGAGAGGAGAACCCCUUCCCCCCAGGGAAUAACAGAACAGAGAAGGGACCAGAGGAGGACAUAGAGGAGAGCCCAUUCCCCAGCAAUGAGUCUGACAACUCUUCCCACAAGAUCAGCAGCUGCACCAGCUCGUCCAUUAAAGGCCUGAUGAAACCUGUGUCUGCCCCGCAGUCUCUGUCCCACCGGGACUUCCCAGAUGGCAGGGCGGAGGGCAGCAGUCACCUCAAGAGGAGGGCGGAGAGGGAGAAUGGACGGAAGGUGAAACAGAAGCUGAACUUCUCCCUGCCGGAGCCGGAGAGGAACUUCAGCGAGCUGUCCAACAGCAGCUGGUCUGAGAUGAGCCCCUGGGUGAUUGGGAACAACUAUCACCUUUAUCCUCUGACCCCGGAGAUGGAGCAGAGGCUCAUCCUACAGUACCUCACCCCUCUGGGGGAGUACCAGGAGCUGUUGGCUGUCUUCAUGCAGAUGGGAGCCUGUGAGCUGCUCAUCCAUUACAUGGACCUGAAGCAGACCAACGAUGUACAGCUCACCUUUGAGGCUCUCAAGUACCUGGCCUCCCUACUCCUGCAUAAGAAGUUUGCAGCCCAGUUUGUGGCCCAUGGAGGAGUUCAGAAGCUUCUGGAGAUCCCCAAGCCUUCCAUGGCCGCCACAGGGGUGUCUCUGUGCCUCUACUACCUGGCCUACAACCAGGAUGCCAUGGAGAGGGUGUGUAUGCUGCCUCACUCCAUCCUGUCUGAUGUGGUGAGCUACACUUUGUGGCUGUUGGAGUGUUCCCACGCCUCGGGCUGCUGCCACGCCACCAUGUUCUUCUCCAUUUCCUUCUCCUACCGAGCCGUGCUGGAGCUCUUCGACAGGCAGGACGGCCUCCGACGCCUCGUCAACCUGAUAAGUACGCUGGAGAUCUUAAACCCUGAAGACCAGGCGGCCCUGCUGAGUGAUGACCAGAUCUUCUCCAGCAGGCAGACAGCCAAGCACACCUGCAUGGCCCUGCGCAGGUUCUUCGAGGCCCAUCUGGCCAUCAAGGUGGAGCAGGUCAAGCAGUCCCUGCAGCGGACUGAGGGGGGCGCUCCCAUUCACCCUCAGCCCUACUACAAGGCGUGCAGCUACACCCAUGAGCAGGUGGUGGAGAUGAUGGAGUUCCUGAUCGAGUACGGCCCAGUCAGAUUGUACUGGGAGCCAGCUGAGGUCUUCCACAAGCUGUCCUGUGUUCAGCUGCUGCUGCAGCUCAUCUCCAUUGCUUGUGACUGGAGGACAUACUAUGGCAGGAGUGACACAGUGCGUUAUGCCCUGGACAUACUGAGCAUCCUGACGGUGAUCCCGAAGACCCAGCUGCUGAUGGCUGAGUCUGUGGCUGUGCCAGAUGGGGAGGGGGGUAAUGCAGUCUCCACUGUGGGUAUGAGUGUAGUCCUGUUGGUGGCGGAGGGAGAGGUGUUUGUGAACGACGCCGAGAUCCAGAAGUCUGCUCUGCAGGUGGUCAUCAACUGUGUGUGUGCUCCGGACAAACGCAUGUCCAGCAUCGGCAAGUUCAUCUCGGGCACUCCUCGCAGACGCCUGCCCCAGACUACCAAGAGCAGCGAGAGCGUGCUCAGCAAGAUGUGGAACGUGGUGCAGUCUAACAACGGCAUCAAGGUGCUCCUGUCCCUGCUGACGGUGAAGAUGCCCAUCACAGAUGCGGAUCAAAUCCGGGCCCUGGCCUGUAAGGCCCUGGUGGGUCUGUCCCGCUCCAGCUCAGUCAGACAGAUUAUCAGCAAGCUGCCUCUCUUCAGCAGCGGACACAUCCAGCAGCUUAUGAAGGAGCCUGUGCUCCAAGACAAACGCAGCGAACACGUCAAGUUCUGCAAGUUUGCGGCAGAGCUCAUCAAGCGAGUGUCUGGUAAACCCCUCAUGAUAGGGACGGAUGUGUCCCUGGCCUGGCUGCAGAGGGCUAAUGUGGUGGCCCAGUCCAGGAUCUCCUUCCCUGAGAAGGAGCUACUGCUGUUGAUCCGGAACCACCUGGUGGCCAAAGGCCUGCAUGACACGGCCACCACACUCACCAAGGAGGCCGACCUCCCCAUGGCCAUCCUCCCCCACCCAUCUUCCUCAGCUUUACUUCCUGUCGUUGUUCCCCCUCCUCCUGCCUCUCCUGCCCCUGCCCUCCCCCGGACCCCUCGGCUGGCCAAUGGGGUUGCAGCGCGGUUGGCGAGCCACGGCUCUCAUCCGUCCAUGCCGUUGUCAGUUCAGCCCCGUCCCUCGACAUCGCAACUCCUCGCACUCCCUCCGGCCGCCCCUCCCCUGUUGACCCCUCACCAAAGCAACGGCUCUCCCCUAAUUGGUCGGAUCGUGUUCACGCGAGAGCGCCCGUCGCCAUGCCCCGUGCCUGCCAGCUGUAAGAAGCCGCGGGUGCUGAGGCAGAAGUCAGAUUACGGUGCCUUCAGCCAGAGUCCAGCCAUGAAGAAACAGCUGGACAGACACCUACCCUCUCCCCCCGCCCUGGACAGCAUCAUCACAGAGUACCUGAGGGAGCAGCACGCGCGCUGCAAGAACCCUGUCACCACCUGCCCCCCUUUCUCCCUCUUCACCCCCCACCAGUGCCCCGAACCCAAGCAGAGGCGCCAGGCCCCAACCAACUUCACCUCCCGAAACACACGCAGGGUCGUCUACCCCAAGUAUGGAGGGGUGGACGGGGGCUGCUUCGACAGACACCUCAUCUUUAGCAGGUUUCGUCCCAUGUCUGUGUUCAGAGAGGCAGAUGAGGAUGAGAGUGGGUUCAUGUGUUGUGCCUUCUCUGCCCGUGAGCGGUUCCUGAUGCUGGGGACGUGUACGGGCCAGCUCAAACUCUACAAUGUGUUCACAGGCCAGGAGGAGGCCAGCUACAGCUGCCACAGCUCUGCCAUCACACACCUAGAGCCAUCACGGGAUGGCUCUCUGUUGUUGACAUCGGCAUCAUGGAGUUAUCCUCUGUCUGCACUGUGGGGCAUGAAGUCAGUGUUCAUCAUGAAGCAUUCCUUCUUAGAUGAUCAUUAUGUGGAGUUCAGCAAACUCUCACAAGACCGAGUUAUUGGCACAAAGGAACACAUAGCCCACAUCUAUGACAUCCAGACGGGGCAGAAAACCCUGACCCUCAACUACCCGGACCUGGCCAAUAACUACAAGAGGAACUGUGCGACCUUUAACCCCACUGACGACCUGGUGCUGAACGACGGUGUACUGUGGGACGUGCGCUCGGCUCGUGCCAUCCACAAGUUUGACAAGUUCAACAUGAACAUCAGUGGAGUGUUCCACCCCAAUGGCCUGGAGGUCAUCGUCAACACUGAGAUUUGGGACCUGCGGACUUUUCACCUCCUCCAUACAGUGCCAGCUCUGGACCAGUGUAGGAUCGUCUUCAACAACAACGGCACGGUCAUCUACGGAGCGAUGCUCCAGGCAGAUGAUGAUGAUGACAUUAUGGAGAUGCAGACGAAGACUCCCUUUGGCUCCUCCUUCAGGACGUUCAACGCCACCGACUACAAACCCAUUGCCACCAUUGACGUGAAGAGGAAUAUCUUUGACCUCUGCACAGACACCAAGGACUGCUACCUGGCUGUGAUUGAGAACCAGGACUCUGUCAACACAGACACGGUGUGCAGACUGUACGAGGUGGGACGCCAGAGACUGGCUGAAGAGGAGGAGGAUGAAGAUGAUCAGGAGGAUGAUGAUCAAGACGAUGACGAUGAUGAUGAUGAUGACUCUGAUGAUGACAUGGACACAGACCCCCUGAUCGCUGAGCUGGAUAACGAAAACGGGGAGGAUGAGGAAGACGAGGAAGACGGGAACAAUGAAUUAUCUCUCUCCGACGAUGAGGUGUCUCGCCUGCUGGAGGGGGAUGGAGAGGAGGAUGAUGAUGAUGAUGAUGAUGACUCGGAUGACGAUGAGGAAGAUGGGGACCUUGCCCUGGAUAACACAGACAGCUCUGACAACUCUGACCUUGAGGAUGACAUCAUCCUGUCCCUGAAUGAGUGAGGAGCCGUCGGUGUCUGGGACAGAGAAACUAGGACGAGAGCGCUCCAUGUGGAUGAACCGUCAUAAACAACUGAGACAAGACUAUAAGGUACAGUUAGAUAAGAGAGAGUUGGGCAGAAAGAAGGAUGGGAUUUGGGAAGUGAACUGAGGGUGCCAACAGAGCAUUGCCAGUUUGGAAUUCUGUCCAAUGCCCCCCACCACUCAGGAGCAAGUCAUCCUGGGAGAAGCUGAUGGAAGGAGUCAGUGAAGAGCCAGAAGAGAGAUCCACCUUUCAAAAUGUUUCUACAGAAAUUGAAUUAGUGAAAAAAAAAAUAGAAGAUUUGUAUAUGAUAUAGUUUUAUAUUACACUGUGGGCUUGAUGAGUGGAAAACGAUGUUUGUACAGACACAACAACAACUGAGGUUAUAAUUUUUUCAUUUUGAUUUCAUUAAAGCUCUUUCAAAAGUUUA
This is a messenger RNA of Oncorhynchus gorbuscha (pink salmon), 5485 nucleotides long. RefSeq names its product DDB1- and CUL4-associated factor 1-like. Lineage: Eukaryota; Metazoa; Chordata; Actinopteri; Salmoniformes; Salmonidae. Gene Ontology annotation, cellular component: nucleus; Cul4-RING E3 ubiquitin ligase complex. Gene Ontology annotation, biological process: protein ubiquitination. Gene Ontology annotation, molecular function: nuclear estrogen receptor binding; histone H2AT120 kinase activity. The record is from RefSeq and is a predicted model, not a curated record.